Molecule: messenger RNA, 795 nt
Organism: Zea mays
Lineage: Eukaryota; Viridiplantae; Streptophyta; Magnoliopsida; Poales; Poaceae
Product: glutaredoxin homolog 1
Exons: 4
Coding region: 111-506 (131 amino acids)
Biological process (GO): cellular response to oxidative stress
Cellular component (GO): cytoplasm
Molecular function (GO): glutathione disulfide oxidoreductase activity
Source: RefSeq, marked validated
CUACUACCAGACGUCCAGACUCCAGACCCACCGGUCACCACCGCGUCGCCGCCGCCCUUCUCCGCCCCCACCUUAUAUUAUAAAUACGGCAGGAACGGAAAGCGCCAGAGAUGGGAAUCACCUCCUCAACCUCCAGCCCAACCUCCAGCCCGGAAUCGAGAGCAAUGGCGCUCGCCAAGGCCAAGGAGAUCGUUGCCUCCGCUCCCCUCGUCGUCUUCAGCAAAACUUCCUGCCCUUUCUGCGUCCGUGUGAAGCAGUUGUUCGAGAAGCUCGGAGCAAGCUACAAGGCCAUUGAGUUGGAUAAGGAAAGUGAUGGAGCUGAGCUCCAGAAUGCCCUGAAGGAGUGGACUGGACAGAGGACUGUCCCAAAUGUCUUCAUCAAUGGGAAGCAUAUUGGCGGCUGUGAUGAUACUAUGGCACUGAACAAUGAUGGGAAGCUGGUGCCUCUGCUGACUGAGGCUGGAGCCAUCGCCGGUUCUGCCUCGAAGACAACCAUCACUGCUUGACAUGUGUGUUACCAUUCCCGUGCUUAAAAAUAAUGAUGCUUUGCAAGUGCUGAACUUGCAGAUGCUAUGUGGGAGUGACUGUUCGUUCCCUGUGUAAAACUCCCUAGACAUCAGUCGAGUCGUGUUGCUGUGGUGGUUGUGAAAUCUACAAUAAUCAUUGCUACAAUAAUGUCGUGUUCCCUAGACAUCAGAUGAGAAAGAUGAGAAGAAAUAACAUUAUAAUCUUAUUCGAACUAUCAUCUGUAAGCUUCUUUUGAUACAAUAUUUUUAUUUAUAGAUUUUAAAAACA